Messenger RNA from Dentiscutata erythropus, 840 nucleotides. Lineage: Eukaryota; Fungi; Glomeromycota; Glomeromycetes; Diversisporales; Gigasporaceae. The record is from the annotation of a GenBank genome assembly.
AUGAGAACUUCUAAUACUUCACUUAAUUCCAGUCAAACAAAAUUUAAUUUACGAACUCCAAAAGUUUCGGAACUAUCUAAGCAAAUGGUCUCUAGCACUACAAAAGUUUCAGAACAAUCCAAGCAAUCAAUCUCUGGUUCUCCAAAUAUUUCAGAACAAUCCAAGAAAUCAGUCUCUGGUCCUCCAAAAGUUUCAGAACAAUCCAAACGACUAAAUUUCAAAACUCCAAAAUCUUUGAAACAAUUAAAACAACCGAACUCCAAACUACCCGUUUCACUUGUUUCACCAAUAGUGAAACCACCUUUUAAUAUAGAACCAUUCGAAGGAACUUUACCUUCUCCUCCUGAAGUGGUUAUAUCUCAUCCUCCUUCUGACUUCUCAGUUCAAGAUGAACAUAAUUUGGAAGAAUCACUUAACGAACAAAAGGAUAAAAUAUCCGAGAUUUUAACAAAAUUAGAAAAGCCCGAUGUAGUAUUUAGCUCCGUAGAAAUUGAGAAAUCCAAAGUAAAAAAAUCUUAUAAAAAAAUGAAUGAUGAAUUCUAUCAGGAUGCAAUCAAGAGACUUUUAUAUGAAUUGUUUCACGAACACAAACAAAUUAACGAGAAUGAACUUAAGAGUCGACUUAAAACAAAGCUAGAAGAUGAUGAUUUCUGCAAUAAACAACUGCAAAAGUUGAAAAAUAAAGAGAUUUCAUUUAUUCAACUUUGGCAUAAGAAAUUUUAUUCUGCCCAUAUUAUAGAUAACGAUAAAAGUGGUGCACGAGAUGAAACUUCUGAUCAUUUAUCACCUUUGUCUAACAUUAAUAAUAACAGUUCAGACGAUAAUCUUUAUACAGAUUAG